AUGAUGGUACGAAAGACGCACACCAAGUCCCGACGAGGCUGUUUGGUGUGCAAGCGACGACACGUUAAAUGUGACGAGACGAAGCCGCGGUGUGCGCCGUGCACCCGUUUAGACCUCGAUUGCACAUGGCCAAACCCGCGCGGAAUAGGAACAGGAACAGAAGGAAGCAACAAUGCCUCCCCAACACCCUCACCAGGCUGGUCAUCAAACAUACCCAACACACCCGAUACCAUUCAAGGCAACAGCGAUCCACCAGACCUCGCAAUACCAGACCUCAAACUCCUCCACUUCUGGACCCUCAACACCUCCCUAACCUGCACCUCCCCCUCAACCCUCCACACCUACCAAUCCACCCUCGUAGACCUAGGCUUCCAAUUCCCCUACCUCCUCCGGGGCCUCCUCGCCCUCUCCGCCCUGCACCGCGCAAUAAUCUACCCCUCCGAACGCAGUCACAAUCUCCUCAAAUCCUCCGAACACUACGACGCCGCAAUUUCAGCUUAUUUGCAUGUAAUCCAAAACCCCGAUCCAGCAACUUGCGCUCCGAUUUUUGCUUUAAGUGGGAUUUUACAUAUGCAUCAGUUGGGUAUGGCGCAGAUUCAGAAACCUGAGGAUCCGAUUCAGGCGAUUUGUGGUUGGAUUCAGGUCGUGAGGGGGGUGAGAGCUAUGAUUCGACCGCAUUGGCAACGGCUUAUAAGUUCGGAAGUUGCGCCUAUUAUUGCUCGAGCGCAAGGGAGAGGGAAAGUUGAUCGAUCAAUCCGGACGGAGGUCAUGCAGUUGAUGGAUAUGAUUGAUGAGGCGAAAAUUGAGGAUCCCGAGGUUGAGCAGAGUUAUCGAAAGGCGGUGCAGGAGUUGAAUACGGUUUUUUUGGAGGUGGAGGAUUUUGGGGAGAGGAAUCCGCAGGAUGCGGUGGGGUUGUUGAUGAAUUGGUUGGCGUCGGGGGUGGAUGAGAGGUUUGUGGAGUUGUUGAAUGGGAGGGAGCAGUGUACGUUGGUGUUGAUGGCGUAUUUUGCGGUGCUGUUUCAUGUUAAGGAGACUUCGUGGUUUAUGAGGGGGUGGCCGAAGUGGACUUUGGAGUGUGUGGAGAGUCAAUUGGACCAGGAUCUUUGGAAGUGGAUUGAGUGGCCGCGGAAGAUGAUUCGUGGUGGCUCGGGUGCGAUGGAUGCUGUGACAUGA
Cercospora beticola is the source of this 1173-nucleotide messenger RNA. RefSeq names its product Zn(II)2Cys6 transcription factor domain-containing protein. Gene Ontology annotation, biological process: regulation of transcription by RNA polymerase II. The record is from RefSeq and is a predicted model, not a curated record. NCBI's taxonomy places the organism in Eukaryota, Fungi, Ascomycota, Dothideomycetes, Mycosphaerellales, Mycosphaerellaceae. Gene Ontology annotation, molecular function: DNA-binding transcription activator activity, RNA polymerase II-specific; zinc ion binding.